Molecule: messenger RNA, 1467 nt
Organism: Triticum turgidum subsp. durum (durum wheat)
Lineage: Eukaryota; Viridiplantae; Streptophyta; Magnoliopsida; Poales; Poaceae
Source: the annotation of a GenBank genome assembly
AUGGCGAGCAAGGCGGUCACCAUCGGCGAUCUGAUCCACCGCGUCGCCUCCUCCUGCCUCUCCAACCGCUUCCCGGGCAACUACGCCCACCACGGCUCCGACCUCGACGACGACGACGACGACGACCCCUUCGCCGACUUCGGGGACGCCGCCACCCACGAGGAAUGCCCGCGCCCCGCGGUCCGCGCGGGCGCGGAGGAGGGCGACGACGAGGCCCGGAGGCUCAGGAUCUGGGAGGAGGGGGAGGAGCAUAAGAGGCGGACCAAGAAUGCCGCGGCCGCCGAGGAGGAGGCGGAGGGGGCCGAGCGGGCGGGCGACGCGGAGUCCCUCAUGGCGGAGGUGUUCGACGCCGUCUCCGGCGUGCGCCGCGCGUACGCGGCGCUCCAGGGCGCGCACUGCCCCUGGGACCCCGACCGGAUGCGCGCCGCCGACGCCGGCGUCGUCGCCGAGCUCCGCCACCUCGCGCGCCUCCGCGACCGCUUCCGCCGCGCCGCCGCCAGCCCGGGCGGCCGCAUCCCGCGCCCGAGCCCCUCCGCGCCGCCGCUCCGCGAGGCCGUCGCGCCCUACGAGGCCGCGCUCGACGACCUCCGCCGCCAGCUCCAGGGCAAGCAGGCCGAGGUGGACGGCCUCAAGGAGAAGCUCGCCACCGCAACAAACCGCCGCAACGCGCGCCUCCACCCCUCCAAGAAGCACCACCACACCCUCGCGGCCGCCCCCGCCGCGGAGGUCGGCGCGGCGACGGCGGAGCUGUUCGUCGCCUGCGCGGAGCAGGCCCGCGCGGCGACGCGUGCGUUCGCGGCGCACCUGCUCCACCUCCUCCGCGCGGCGGGGCUGGACCCGGCGGCGGCCACCCGGUCCGUCACCAAGAUCCCGGUCUCCUCCCCGCAGCUCGCCAAGCACGCGCUGGAGGCGCACGCGACGGCCGUCCUGCUCGGCGGCUUCGAGCACGAGUCCUUCUACCUGGACGGCUCCCUCUCCUCCCUCCUCGACCCGGCGGCGUUCCGGCGGGAGCGGUACGCGCAGUUCCGCGACAUGCGCGGCAUGGACCCCGGCGAGCUCCUGGGCGUGCUCCCGACGUGCGCCUUCGGGCGGUACGCCGCCAGCAAGUUCGCGUCCCUGCUCCCGCCGCGCGUGGAGGAGGCCGUCCUUGGUUCCGACGAGCACAAGAAGGCCGUGGGCGCGGGCGCGCACCCGCGCACGCCGUUCUACGGGGAGUUCCUGCGGGCGGCCAAGGCGGUGUGGCUGCUGCACCUGCUGGCGUUCGCGCUGGAGCCGCCGCCCAGCCACUUCGAGGCCGGGCGCGGCGCCGAGUUCCACCCGGAGUACAUGGAGAGCGUGGCCGGGCCCGCGCCGCGCGGCGCCGGCAUGGUGGUCGGGUUCGCGGUGGCGCCGGGGUUCAAGCUGUGCAACGCCGCGGUGGUGCGCGCCCGGGUGUACCUCGUGCCCCGCGGCGGCAGCCGACAGUGA